UUUGCAUUAAAUGGCAUAUCACAAAAAAUCUUUUACUUGGUCUCCAACGGUUUCCCAAGUGUUAACUAAGACUUGUCUCAUGAAUCUUAAUCCUACAGUAACUGCCAAACAAGGUCCUGUUCUUUUGAAAAUUGAUACUGAAAGAGAACUAUAAUUCUCUAAUGAUUUAGGGUGGAAUUGGCAUAAAAGUUGGAAUAUACCUAAUUUAUCAAUUAAAUUAUAACUUGAAAAUGAAGAUACACCUUAGUGGAUAGAUUGUUAAGUAGCUUUCAAUUUUAAAAUUAGGCUUAAUUGAUGGCUGUAAAACUAAAACAAGAUGGAGUCUAUGAAGAAGUAGGUUUAGAAGGAAUUACUUAAUAAGACUUAGUGGAUGGGAAAGCAUUUUUUUCAGUAUUUUCAUUAAUCGAUUUUUAAUAGGGUAUUAAAUUUAACAGCACAACUUAUAACCAUUAAGGCCAUAAGUUUCAUCUGAUUUUUUUGUUAAAAUCUACAAAUAAUAUUAUAACUGCACUUGAAUCUCCUCCUGUUUUUGUUGAUAGUAGGAAAAGUGCAAGAGAUGAACACAAAUAAAUAUAAUUUAUUUAACCUUUUGAACCUAAAUAUUUGGAAAGAAAUUUUUGUAAGAAAGAAAAACACUUUAAUGAUGUAAUUCAAGCUCCAAUUGAAAAUAAUGAAAAUGGAUUACACAAUUAUUUAACUGCUCCAAAUAUACGUAAUAAAGUACAGUUAAUUUUUAUUAUCAUUUAUAGAUUAAACAUCCAUUAUUUUUGGCUUUAAAAUUUUCUAAAUGUAUGACUAUCUAUCAUCUAAAAACUAUUAUUACAGAUAAUUAUCUCAUAGAAUUUCAAAAACAAUUAAAAUAAAAAUAAGGAAACUCUGAAUAUAUUAUUGCUUUUUAGUCAAAUAAUAAUAGAAUUCGUAAAAAAGUAAUAUUGUAUAAUAUUUAUUUUUAGAUUGAAGAAUCUUUAACUUAAUUAUUCAUUUAAAGUAGUGUAAAAGUUUUAGAAAAAAAGUUUGUUGAUGAAUCACUUUAUACAAAAUUAGAAUAUGACAUUAAAUCAUAUUAUACAUCAUACUCAAAAUUAGUAGAAAUGAUGAAUUCAUCUUCAUCAGAAACAUAAAUGGAUAUUCAAAUUGAAAAAUAGAAUUAAUAAUAAAUAUUUUCUUAAUGUUCAUUUAUUCGAUAAUAAUAACCCAAUGGAGAAAAAAAGUCAGCUUUUAAAAAAUUCAAUAAAGACUUCGAGAAAAUGCCUACAAAAAACUUUAAUGAGUUUUAAGGAAGUAAUAAUGAGGAUUGUAUUUAAAAGAAAGUAAAAUUAGAAGAUGAAGAGAAUAAUGGAAAUUAAAUGUUAUCAGUUAAUGUAUAUAUUAUUUAAUUUAAUAAAUAGAUGUAAAAUUUAAUAUUACAAGAAUAAUUAAUAAAAUAUUACUUAUUUUAAUAAUAAUAUAUGAUAAAUUUGCUAUCUUAAUAGAUCUGA
This is a messenger RNA of Paramecium sonneborni, 1478 nucleotides long. Lineage: Eukaryota; Ciliophora; Oligohymenophorea; Peniculida; Parameciidae. The record is from the annotation of a GenBank genome assembly.